CUGGGUCAGGCAUAUGCGGGACCUCAGAUGCCCGUUCGCAAACAGUCACCGCGUCAGGUGCCGCCGGGUAUAAAAGGUGCCAGGAUGGUCGUCGAAGACGGGCUGAUCGAUUUGAUAAGUCUGCGCAGGGAAACAUACGGACUCGGCAUACUCCAGGUGGAAAAUAGAUUCCGACUCCAGUGUAGCGUCGUGAUGGAUGAUCUGAAGGUACUGCGGGAGGAAGUCUUAUAUGUCAUCCGGGGGGCGGAGUCACACCGGUGGCGCAAAUGGUUGCUAGGCGGCUUCAUGGCGGCCUUGAUUCCGGCAAUCAGAGCCAUAUGGCGCCGGCCGCGUGACGACAAGGGAUCAUCGAACGAUACUGAAUACGCAUAUCAGAAGAGCAAGUCCCUGGUCAAUCGAAUAUUGGACCUGCGUCACGGUUUUGGAAGACUGGCUUCCUUUACAUUCUUCGUUUUUGCCGCAGUGUACGUCUUCCAAAACGAAGUGACACUCAGAGUCGCGAAGACGGUAUCGAAGAGACUGAGGCGAUUGAGUGCGAAACUCGAAAGAGGUGAUUCAGAGAUCACAGAGGAAGAUUUGAGAUUAGUCAGAGGAUGGCGUUGGCGGGUUUUGGCCUAGUGAUGAGUUUUUUUGAAGGUUAUCGGGGAACAGCAUAAAUAAGAAUGAUUCUUCUCCUGG
This is a messenger RNA of Cryphonectria parasitica EP155, 678 nucleotides long. RefSeq lists its product as uncharacterized. Bases 85 to 618 code for a protein of 177 amino acids. The record is from RefSeq and is a predicted model, not a curated record. Lineage: Eukaryota; Fungi; Ascomycota; Sordariomycetes; Diaporthales; Cryphonectriaceae. The transcript is spliced from 2 exons.